Messenger RNA from Temnothorax curvispinosus, 871 nucleotides. RefSeq lists its product as uncharacterized. Bases 62 to 871 code for a protein of 269 amino acids. The transcript has 2 exons. NCBI's taxonomy places the organism in Eukaryota, Metazoa, Arthropoda, Insecta, Hymenoptera, Formicidae. The record is from RefSeq and is a predicted model, not a curated record.
CGUUGCGCCUUCUUCAUUCAACACGUGGAAGGUUACAUUUCCGUCAAAGGCCGCGGCUAACAUGGCUCUGAGGAACAAGUUCAUUAAGGAAGAAGGAUUUAUAACAUACAUUCCGAAGUACAAAUUAACUCGUCAAUUUGUUAUAAGAAAUAUUCCUCUCGACUUAUCCUUGGCUGAGCUAAAGACUGUAAUCGAGGAAGAGAAUCAAGAUAUUCUAAUCUCGGACCUCUUCAGGCUGAAAAGAAGAGAUCGCACCACUGGUAUUUGGUCGGACUCGGAGGCGGUCUGUGUCCAGAAAUUGGGUGAAGAAUUGCCGGACCAUAUAAAGAUCUAUAGAACAAUUGUUCAUACAUCACCGUUUCAAAGGUGUUUGCAAUGUGGCAGCGAGGACCAUGUUAGCUCUAAGGAGACGCCUUGUUCCGAACCAAAGAAAUGUAUCAAUUGCGAGGAAGAACACGCUACCAGUGAUAGAAAAUGCCCUAAAUUUAUGAAGAACCUCGAGAUUGCAAAAGUUAUGGCUGCUGAUAACCUUCCCUUUAUGGAGGCAAGGGCCUUAGUUCAGAAAAGAGAAAAUAAAAAUUGCCCGUUCUAUGACGAUCGGCGGCCGCCAGUGUUUUCUUCAAGAAACUUCCCUCUUCUUCCUUCAAAGGGCGGCACGUCUACGUCAAACUCUACGUCAAACUUUGCGACAAGUCUACAAUCCAGUUCGAGAGGAAGAACAUUCGCUGCUAGCCUUAUGAAGGUGGCUCCGGAGAUCUCCUCCAAACUCUUGAAAAUAAUGAAAAAGGCGUCUACCAUGAAGCAACUGGACCAACUGGUGACUAGGCUGGAGAAAACCAUGAAGCUCCAUGAGGAGACCUUAAAAGAAUAG